This is a messenger RNA of Onthophagus taurus, 5153 nucleotides long. The record is from RefSeq and is a predicted model, not a curated record. Lineage: Eukaryota; Metazoa; Arthropoda; Insecta; Coleoptera; Scarabaeidae.
CCCUAAACCACCCCCGUACAGGACGACGUCACCUGUCCGUGCAAGUGCAGUUAAACGAGACCCUUCGGUACUGGAAAGUGCGAGACGCGUUGCAACAUGUUCCCGGGCGGCGAUUUUAAGCUUUCAAUCGUCGCGAUUUUUUCUAUCUUAUAAAUUGUGGUAAAAAAGAGCGCCCUCUGGUAACCUGGCAAAGACCGCCGAUUGUAUUUAAGGUGUGUUCGUCGCGUUUCUGAUUGUUAACCAUUUCUCAAAGAAAUCUGCGUUCAAUUCAUUCCUCCUGGAUCUAAUAGGAAAGCUGGCAAUGAAGUUACGCUAGCAAAGAGUAUGGAAGAGCCGGGAUGGGCAUGUGCACAGACCCAAGGGGCAAAUUUCGUCCAUUGACCAUCGGAUCGUCUGUACCAUUGCUUACAACCGCAGCGUUCUACAUUUUUAUAAACACAGGUCUGUGCUUGUUCAUUCCAGCUCUCUGCUUCCAAGAUGCGUUCCACAUCACGGCAAUCCUGGGCGAAUCGGUCGUUUUCAACUGCCACGUGGAGUUUCCCGAAGGUCAGCCUGUGCCAUACGUAUUGCAAUGGGAGAAGAAGGUAGGCGACACGCAUUCUACAGUUGGAAUGUUCAAGGGACAGGAUAUACCAAUCUACAUCUGGUACGAGAGUUAUCCCACACACAGCGGAGAGGGAUAUGAAGGAAGGGUAUCGAGAGUAUCACCAGAUUCCAAUUAUGGAGCUGCUUCACUUAACUUGACCAAUAUUCAAGUAUCCGAUCAAGGAUGGUACGAAUGUAAAGUGGUGUUUCUCAAUCGAUUUCCAAGUGCACAAAAGAACGGAACAUGGUUUCAUCUGGACGUGCACGCCCCACCACGAUGGGUUGUCAUUCCAGAGGAUAUAAUCUACGUGAAUUUAGGCGACGCGAUCAUCCUCAAUUGCCAAGCGGAAGGAACUCCAACCCCCGAAAUCCUUUGGUACAAGGACGCGAAUCCGAUCGAAACAAACUCAGCGAACUCGAACGGAAAUUCAAUCCCCACAGGUGUAGGGAUUUUCAACGACGGAACCGAACUGCGUUUUUCGAAUAUACGCAGCGAAGAUAUCGGCGAUUAUACUUGUAUAGCGAGAAAUGGCGAAGGGCAAAUAUCACAUACAGCUCGAGUUAUAAUAGCAGGUGGUGCUGUUAUAAUGGUACCACCGACCAAUCAAACCAAGUUAGAAGGCGAAAAAGUUCAGUUUAAUUGUGAGGCGAAAGCUUUACCUGGAAAUGUGACCGUUAAGUGGUUUCGCGAAGGUGCUCCAGUUAAAGAAGUCGCUUCUUUAGAAACUAGAGUAACUAUCCGAAGGGAUGGGUCUCUUGUGGUCAACCCAGUAAGCGCCGACGAUUCGGGACAAUAUCUUUGCGAAGUCAGCAAUGGGAUCGGUGAACCUCAAUCUGCAUCGGCUUACCUUAACGUAGAAUAUCCAGCGAAAGUAACAUUCACACCAACAGUGCAAUAUUUACCAUUUCGUUUAGCUGGAGUUGUCCAGUGUUACAUCAAAGCAAACCCACCCCUACAAUAUGUCACGUGGACCAAAGACAAAAGGCUUCUCGAACCGUAUCAAACCAACGAUAUCGUCAUUAUGAAUAACGGCUCACUUCUUUUUACUCGUGUUAACCAAAGCCAUCAAGGAAGAUAUACUUGUACUCCGUAUAAUGCACAAGGAACUCAAGGUUCCUCCGGGCCUAUGGAAGUUUUGGUAAGAAAACCACCCGUUUUUACCAUCGAACCUGAACCAAUGUACCAACGAAAAGUGGGCGAAACCGUCGAAAUGCCUUGUGAUGCCCAAGAAGCCGAAGGAACUCAAAGACCAACGAUGCAAUGGCAAAGAAGAGAUAACGCACCCUUACCGAAAAAUCGAGUAAGAGUGAAUGGUGGAAAUAUCACGAUUGAUAGCUUAAGAAGGAGUGAUUUUGGCUUCUAUCAAUGUGUAGCGUCCAACGAAGUAGCAACCAUCGUCGCUACCACUCAAUUAGUAGUCGAAGGAACCCAACCCCACGCUCCGUAUAAUCUUACAGGGACCGCUACUGAAUUUGCAGUCACCUUGAGUUGGCUACCCGGUUACAGCGGAGGUCCUGAUUACAAACAAGAUUAUUCAAUCGGAUAUCGAGAAGCCGGCGUCUCCGAAUGGUCUACCAUUCCGGUAACACCAUCGGGAAGUACACAAGUUACCAUCAAUCGUUUAGCUCCAGGGACAACGUACGAGUUUCAAAUUGUCGGUAAAAACGCUCUUGGAGCCGGCAUGAUGAGUAAAAUAAUAACGAUAAGGACUUUGGACUCCAACCCCCGAUUGCUUACUCUAUCGGACGGUACAGACGUCGGGCUACCGCCCAAACCUGCUGCGACGCAGAAGCCUUUCUUACCACCUCCUGAUGAACCAACCGGUCCGAAACCGGGACCGCCGAGGAACCUGACAGUUACGGAAAUUAACAACGGGUUUUUAAUUAGUUGGGAGCCGCCGCUUGAGCGGGCCAAACUGGUUCAAUACUACAAUAUUAAGUAUAGAACAGACGGUCCUUGGAAAGCUUUAAAUAAAGCCCAAAUUAGACCGGAUGACUACACCUACCUUGUGAAAAAUUUGGUUGGUGGUCGAACAUACUACUUCAGAGUUCUCGCAUAUGCUUCGAAGAACUUUGAGGCUAGUGAUGAAGUAAAAUAUCCAGUACCAGCAAGAGUAAAACAUAAGGCAAUUACGGCAGGAGUCGUCGGAGGGAUUCUCUUUUUUAUAGUUGCCAUCAUUCUUUCCGUAUGCGCCGUCAAGAUUUGUAAUAAACGAAAACGAAGAAAACAAGAAAAAGUUUUACGCAGCGUGACUAAUUCUUACAACAUGGUGGCGUGUCGAAUAACGGAUUCUAGGAAUGGGGGGAACGCGUCGGAAAGUCAAGUGCCUUUGAAAAAACUUAGAAAAGGCAGAAUACCAGGUCUGAGAAUUCUGGCUUUCGUAGCGAAUUGGGUGUGGCCAAGAGACCGCUGUAGGUCCGGAAGCAGUCUCAGCUGGCACCCGGAUUACCUUCACCCCUCUUCACCAUCAAAGCACAAGUCCUUAGGGAGGAUUUCGAGGGCGGCCGAUGGACGAUUCGUUCUGAUCGAUUCUUCGCUUAGUUUACGAGCUGAAAGUCUUUCGAAUAUGAGCAGCAGCGACGACGGGGGUUUCCUUCCGAAACGAAAUAACAAUCGUGCUUCUUGGAGGAAACCGUUAGUUAGUUAUCCGAGUCAAUUGAGUUUACGAUCGGAUGCGUCCGGUCAAAGUGCAAGACCCGUUUGGAAUGGUCUCUUAGGAACAGUUACCGGUCCUCGAUACUACAACAGCCCCAAUUUUAAACCAAUUCCAACGAUAUAUAGCCCGAAUACGCCUCGGGUACAAUGCAGCUCACCUGCAACUUCUAGUGCUUUACUUUUAUCGCCAUGGACGCCGUUGUACUUUAGUGAUUUAAGUUCCGUGCGGUAUCCGAGUUCCGGGGAUAGAUCUUAUCCAACACCUCCCGGUUUUGUUCAGUUGAGAUCAAUGCACGAAAGAUACUCGCAAGAAUUACCAUCAUUAAGAGCAAUUCACGAAGAAUCACAAUGUUUCAUACCAGUUCAUCCAAUACGAGUACCACCAUCGUAUCCUUUAUCAAGAUCACGAGCGAGAUUAUUACCCAGACACGCGAGGAUAGCAAGAAGUGCUCCAGAACUUGGUUCCCCGGACCAUUUAGACCGCUCCCCGGAAAGUCGUUCAAGCUCCAGCGGAUUCGGUUCGAAAAACACCUCUUCAAACCAAAAUCAAAGCUCUCAAUCGGGUUCAACCUUCGAAUGGAGAUUACCUCCAUACAGACCACCACCUCCACCGUACGCUUUACCUCCACCACCACCGAUCGUAGGACAUUGGUUAGAAUUAGCUUCGUCUUCUCCAUCGACUUCCGAACAAAUUCAUCAUAAAGCCGUUGACGUUGGAAGCGUUGAUGGUCAUUACGAAUUCGAUCCGUCGACUCCCACGCCGACGCCUUCAACGCCAACAGGACCCCGCGAUGCCGAUUUAGACGUUCCAACUUUACGGAAAAGUUAUGGAACUCUUCGGAGCACCCGAUAUGAUAACAUAGACGCGCGCGUUCAAGCCAUGAAAGAAGAGUUUAACGAAUUUCGGAAAAGGCAAGCAAAAAGAAGAAGAAGUCAUGAAUUAGAGAGCGCGUGCUGACAGUGUAUCAACGAUUCGUUUUGGUUAUUUUUUAUUUAACGUGUGAUAGACAAGGUGGGUCCUCGCCCCCCGUAUUUGAGGCGUACAUGUUCUAAAUUUUAAACGUCGCAAGGUGGGAAGACCAAGACUUUUUUUAAAAAAUGAUUACCGUUUAAGAUUUCCGCUCACACAUCGCAAAGUAAAUGAAAAUAAAUCCACGCGGAAAGGAUAAUUAAUAAGGAUAAAAGUAUAGUGUUAUAUAAUUUUGAGUCAAUUUUAAUGGCACUAUACUAAUUUAAUAAGGGGUUUUAAUUAAAGUAAUCGAGAAACGUCUAGUGUUUACUUCCACAAUUCACGUACUGUUAUAAUAUUUUUUUUAAUAUUAAACAUUAACCGAAAAUCAAAUGACUAAGUACUUAGGAUUAUUAAAAAAAAAUAUGGGGAAUGUACAAAAUAGGACCAAAAUAUCGUAUGGUUAUAAAAACUUAACUCUUAAAACUUAACUAUUUUCAAAAAAAUAACUUGUAAAAAAAGUAAUUUAUAAUGUUAGGGAUUGAUGACUUCAUCAAAAGUUAAAUCCUUCCAACGCGGUAUAGCAUUUUUAAAAAAUCGUUUCUGGCUUCUUGGAGGUGCAACGAUUACACACCAAAGAUUGCAUUCAAAACUAAAAAUUUUUAGACAUAUAGUGCUAUGUUUAAGUCUAAACUCUAUAUUAAUAUCCAAAAAAAAUCGGAUUCCACUUUAAGAACACUUAAAAAAGAAAAAUCAUCGCUUUCAUUUUUAUGGUACGAUUACAUAUCCCAAUUAUUAUCAGCACCGCGACUUUUGCACAGCACUAUCACGUCCGAAACGGCUCUAAGGAGUUAUAAAGAACUGCGUAUAGACCAAAGAGAUCUUGUUACUAAAACGUAGCAAAAUUAGAUAACUUUAUUGUGUUCAAACAAAAGUAUUCUCUAUAAAAUAAGGCUAUUAAAA